AGUCUUUAUGUCUCCAGUCUUCAUGUCUCCAGUCUUCAAGUCUCCAGUCUUCAUGUCUCCAGUUUCUCCUCUGUGUCUCUCAGUCGUUGACGCCCAGACCAGGUUAGUCGGUCCAUCACGGUGUUCUGGGAGGGUGGAGGUCUUCCACGAUGGAGUCUGGGGGACGGUGUGUGAUGACAGCUGGGACCUGACCGACGCUGCGGUGGUCUGCAGGGAGCUGGACUGCGACCUCCCACAGAGAGCCCUCAUGGUCGCCUACUUUGGUGAAGGAACCGACCCGAUCUGGCUGGACGACGUGUCCUGCUCCGGAACCGAGAGCAGCUUGGCUGAUUGUCCCCACAACGGAUUUGGACACCAUAACUGUGGACAUGGAGAAGACGCCGGUGUCAUCUGUGAAAGAAUCUUUAGGAAGGUGGUGAGACUGAAGGUUCUGCAGGAUUCCUUUCUGGACCUGAGCGACCCGGCGGUGCUGGACGAGUUUCUGAACCAGCUGAAAGAGAAGCUGCAGGAGCUGAACGAACACGUGGAACUGAGCUGGAUGACUUCAGAUGGAAACAUCUUCAAAAAGGAUGAAGGACAAAACUGAAGAGCAGAAUAAAGUCCCAGUUCGUUUCCUGACUGAUUUGUGUUUGUAACCAUCAGAUGCUGUUGCAUAAUUAAAGUUCCUUCCAACCUGAACUUCACAUAAAAUCAGUAAAUUAAAACAUAACAUGACCAAAUAUUGAAUAUUUUAGAGUGAAGCUCUGAAAUGUAAUGAUUAAGAUCCAACUGAAGGCUGUAAACCAACCCUAACCCUGAGUACGAACAGCAGGUUGACUUCUUCCACUCCAUCCUCCUCAUCCUCAUCAAACUGCAACACAAACAUCAAACUGGCAUUUAUAUUACAAUAAAAAGUCAUUAUUUACCAUUUAAGCAAUAUUGAGGAUGCCACAAGGAACAGGCGAGGAGGAGUUCCAGGCGAAGAUCCGUCUGUUUGGGUUUGAAUAUGUUUUAAUGAACUGCUGAUGAUCUGCUUGGUUCUGAUCCUGGUUCUGAUCCAAGCAGACUCUUGAUACUCUGAUCAUCUUGUAAUCACAAACAUAUAACGGACAUUUUAUCACUUCAUGCCUUCAAGUUCAGUUAUUUCCUGUUACAUGAUGCAGACCUGACAGCUGGUUCAGAAUCAUAAGCAGAAAUUUAUCAUGAAGGUUAUUAAUGACAUGUAAACGAGCUGAGC
Molecule: messenger RNA, 1216 nt
Organism: Poeciliopsis prolifica (blackstripe livebearer)
Lineage: Eukaryota; Metazoa; Chordata; Actinopteri; Cyprinodontiformes; Poeciliidae
Product: scavenger receptor cysteine-rich type 1 protein M130-like
Exons: 3
Coding region: 8-586 (192 amino acids)
Cellular component (GO): membrane
Source: RefSeq, a predicted model, not a curated record